GCAGCCUGGAAGUCACUCGGGCCACCGGAGCUGGCGGCGUCUCCAGCGAGCAGCGCGGGGCCGGACGCCGCGGUCGUGGGGCCCGCAGGGCGCUCAGUGAGGACGCCCAGAUGCACAGUCUUUGAUAUCAGCUCUUCCGGGACACACCAGGACCAUUAGUGUCAAGAACGUACUGAGGCAUGGCCGGGAGGACACCCUUGCCGCCCGCUCUGCCCUGCUGAGCUGCUCCAUCGGGAGCCCCUGGGACAGCCCCUGCCUCCCGAGAUUGUCCUGGCUCAGCUGUCCACAGCGAUGGUGGAGAACUGGACUGCACAGGCUCACAACCUUCGCGUCUGGUUCCAGGGGCCAGCAUCCUUCAUCUUGGGCCUGGCGGCCCUGAACAAUGGCUGAGGGCCAGGGGACCCCAUAGAGCCACACCACAGCUUGCAGGGCCCGGCAGCGCUCCAGUGCCCGUGGACUAUGACCACCUAUCGGCCCCUUCCCAGUGAUGGCGUCGACCUGGCAGCCAGUUGUGGGGCCAGAGGCGCUGACGUCCUCCCUGGGCCGCACACAGGGGACUACACUCCCAUGGGAUUCUGGGCCCAAAAUGGCAGCAUGUCCCAGCCUCUCAGUGAGAACCCAGCCACCUCUACCACCCGCCCCAGCCCCACCACCCCUGCAAUGCCCAAGAUGGGCGUGCGCGCGCGAGUGGCUGACUGGCCACCCAAACGGGAGGCUCUGAGGGAACAGAGCAACCCGAGCCCCUCCCAGGACGCAGAUGGCAUGAAGGCCACCAAGGUGGCCCACUCCGUGAGGAGCGUACAGAACGGGCAGCCUCCCGCCAGCACUCCGACCUCCUCGGGGUCCAGAGCCUUCCACCGACUCUCCAGGAGAAGGUCCAAAGAUGUAGAAUUCCAGGAUGGGUGGCCUCGUUCACCGGGCAGGGCCUUCCUCCCGCUGCGAAACCGCAGCAGCAGCGAGAUCACCCUCAGCGAGUGUGACGUGGAGGAGGCAGGGGAGCCGCGGGGCAGCCGGCACACAGGCGCGUUGCCCCUCUUCCGGGAGUACGGCAGCACCUCCUCCAUCGACGUGCAGGGAGUGCCUGAGCAGAGCUUCUUUGACAUUCUCAAUGAGUUCCGCAACGAGCAGCCCGAAGCCCGUGGCUCCCAGACUCUGACCGAACUCCUGCGGGCAGAUCCCGGUGCACAUCUCAUGGGGAGCAGUGGUGGCACCAAGGGGGACCCCCGCAACGGGCAUCCCUGCAAGGACAAUCUGCUCCCCUUGCAUCCCAUGAAGGAGAAGGAGAAGUCCCGCAAGAAACCUGUAAGGGGCCUUGGCAGCGGAGACACAGUGGACUCAUCCAUCUUCCGCAAGCUGCGGAGCAGUAAGCCAGAGGGUGAGGCAGGCCGGUCGCCCGGGGAGGCCGAAGAAGGGCGGAGCCCCCCAGAAGUCAGUCGACCCUGGGUGUGCCAGAAGAGCUUCGCCCACUUUGACGUGCAGAGCAUGCUGUUCGACCUCAACGAGGCUGCGGCCAACAGGGUGGCCGUGGCACAGCGACGCAACACCACCACGGGGGCCUCGGCGGCGUCUGCGGCCUCAGCCAUGGCUUCUGUAACAGCGUCACGGACCCACAGCCUGGGCGGCCUGGACCCUGCCUUCACCAGCACGGAGGACCUCAACUGCAAGGAGAACCUGGAGCAGGACCUCGGGGAUGACAACAGCAACGACCUGCUGCUCAGCUGUCCGCACUUCCGCAACGAGAUCGGGGGCGAGUGUGAGCGCAACGUGAGCUUCUCGCGUGCCUCCGCGGGCUCUCCAGGCAGCACGGAGGGCACCCUGGCCGAGCCCAGCCUGAGCUGCUACCGCACCAACGCCAGCAUCUCGGUGCUAGAGGUCCCUAAGGAGCAGCAGAGAACGCAGAGUCGGCCCCGUCAGUACAGCAUUGAGCAUGUAGACCUGGGCGCCCGCUACUACCAAGACUACUUCGUGGGCAAAGAGCAUGCCAAUUACUUUGGCGUGGAUGAGAAGCUGGGGCCAGUGGCCGUGAGCAUCAAACGGGAGAAGCUGGAAGACCACAAAGAUCACGGGCCUCAGUACCAGUACAGGAUCAUCUUCCGGACCCGUGAGCUCAUCACCCUGCGGGGCUCCAUCCUGGAAGAUGCCACCCCCACAGCCACAAAGCAUGGGACGGGGCGGGGCCUACCCCUGAAGGACGCGCUGGAGUACGUGAUCCCUGAGCUCAACAUCCACUGCCUGCGGCUGGCUCUCAACACUCCCAAAGUGACGGAGCAGCUCCUGAAGCUGGACGAGCAGGGGCUCUGUCGGAAGCACAAGGUGGGCAUCCUCUACUGCAAGGCGGGCCAGAGCUCCGAGGAGGAGAUGUACAACAACGAGGAGGCAGGCCCGGCCUUCGAGGAAUUCCUUUCCCUCAUCGGCGAGAAAGUCUGCCUCAAGGGGUUCACCAAGUACGCCGCCCAGCUGGACGUCAAGACUGACUCCACGGGAACCCACUCCCUCUACACAACGUACCAGGACUAUGAGAUCAUGUUCCACGUCUCCACCCUGCUCCCCUACACCCCCAACAACAGGCAGCAGCUGCUGAGGAAGAGGCACAUAGGCAAUGACAUAGUGACGAUCAUCUUCCAGGAGCCCGGAGCACUACCCUUCACCCCCAAGAACAUCCGCUCGCACUUUCAGCACGUCUUCAUCAUUGUCCGCGUCCACAACCCCUGCACAGAGAAUGUGUGCUACAGUAUGGCUGUGACCCGAUCCAAAGAUGCUCCUCCCUUCGGUCCCCCGAUCCCCAAUGGAACCACAUUCCGCAAAUCUGACGUCUUCAGAGACUUCUUGCUGGCCAAGGUGAUUAAUGCUGAGAAUGCUGCUCACAAAUCCGACAAGUUCCACACCAUGGCCACCAGGACCCGCCAGGAAUACCUCAAGGACCUGGCUGAAAACUGUAUAUCCAACACACCCAUCGACUCCUCUGGUAAAUUCAACCUCAUCUCCCUGACCUCCAAGAAGAAGGAGAAGACAAAGGCACGGGUGGGUGCAGAGCAGCACAGCGCAGGGGCCAUCGCCUGGAGGGUGGCAGCUCAGGACUAUGCCCAAGGAGUGGAAAUUGACUGCAUUUUGGGAAUUUCCAACGAAUUUGUGGUGCUUCUGGACCUGCGCACCAAGGAGGUGGUGUUCAACUGCUACUGUGGGGAUGUCAUUGGCUGGACCCCAGACUCCUCGACACUGAAAAUCUUCUAUGGGCGAGGGGAUCACAUCUUCCUACAGUCCACAGAGGGUUCUGUUGAGGACAUACGGGAAAUUGUGCAGAGACUAAAGGUGAUGACCAACGGCUGGGAGACCGUGGACAUGACCUUGCGCCGGAAUGGGCUUGGGCAGCUGGGCUUCCACGUGAAGUACGAUGGGACCGUGGCUGAGGUGGAAGAUUAUGGGUUCGCCUGGCAGGCCGGUCUCCGGCAAGGGAGCAGGCUGGUGGAGAUCUGCAAGGUGGCCGUGGUCACGUUGACCCAUGACCAGAUGAUUGACCUGCUGCGUACAUCGGUCACCGUGAAGGUGGUCAUCAUCCCGCCCUUCGACGACGGCACACCGCGGAGGGGGUGGCCGGAGACCUACGACAUGAAUACCUCGGAGCCCAAGACCGAGCCAGAAAGCGUCCUUCCGGGGGGCCGGCCCCCCUACCGCAGCAACGCUCCCUGGCAGUGGAGCGGGCCGGCAUCCCACAACUCUCUGCCAACCUCCAAGUGGGCUACUCCAGCCACCCCUGGCCACGUCCAGUCCCUGAGCCGGCCCCCGAAGCAGGCCCCCAUGGUCCCCUUCCGGGAGCCGCAGCCACUGCACAGCAAGAGGCCUGUCAGCUUCCCAGAAACCCCUUACACAGCAUCACCAGCAGGGGCCGACAGAGUCCCUCCCUACCGACAGCCUUCUGGGAGCUUCUCCACCCCGGGUUCAACCACCUACAGAUACAAGCCAUCGCCAGAAAGGUACACAGCCGCCCCACACCAACUGCUGUCUUUUGAUCCCCACUUCGGCCACGAUGGAACAUCCAGUGGAGACUCCUCCUCAGGUGGGCUGACCAGUCAGGAGAGCACCAUGGAGCGCCAGAAGCCAGAGCCAUUGUGGCAUGUGCCGGCCCAAGCAAGGCUCUCAGCCAUGGUUGGAAGCAGCGGGAACAAACAUGCCUCCAGGCAGGAUGCAACAGGCAAAGAUUCCCCCAACAGGCAUUCCAAAGGAGAACCUCAGUACUCAAGUCAUUCCAGUAGCAAUACGCUCUCCAGCAACGCGUCCAGCAGCCACAGUGACGAGCGCUGGUUCGAUCCCCUGGACCCCCUGGAACCAGAGCAAGACCCCCUAUCAAAGGGUGGCUCCAGCGACAGCGGCAUCGACACCACCCUCUACACCUCCAGUCCCAGCUGCAUGUCCCUGGCCAAGGCACCCCGGGCCACCAAGCCACACAAGCCACCUGGAAGCAUGGGCCUGUGCGGUGGGGGACGCGAGGCCUCUGGAAGGUCCCAGCACACAGAGAGGCGGCGCGAGGUGUCACCUGCCCCUGCAGUUGCCAGCCAGAGCAAGGGCUACCGACCGAAGCUGUACUCCUCAGGCUCCAGCGCCCCAACUGGACUGGCAGGGGGCAGCCGGGACCCGCCAAGGCAGCCCAGUGACGUGGGCUCAAGGGCUGGCUACCCAGCUCAGGUUUACAAAACAGCCAGUGCAGAGACUCCUCGGCCCUCCCAGCUGACCCAGUCCAGCCCCUUCCAGCUCUCCACCUCGGUCCCCAAGUCCUUCUUCUCCAAGCAACAACCUGUGCGCAAUAAGCACCCAGCAGGAUGGAAGAGAAAUGACGAGCCCUCACCGCGGCCACUCCCCUUUGUUGACCCAAAGAAGCAGGUGGACACAAACACCAAAAAUGUCUUCGGGCAGCCACGCUUGAGGGCGUCCCUCCGAGACCUCCGGUCCCCACGCAAAAACUACAAGUCCACCAUUGAGGACGACCUAAAGAAGCUCAUCAUCAUGGACAACCUGGGGCCAGAGCAGGAGAGAGACGCGGGGCAGUCGCCCCAGAAGAGCCUGCAGCGGACACUGUCAGAUGAGAGCCUGUGCAGUGGACGCCGGGAGCCCAGCUUCGCCAACACUGGCAGCCUGGAGCCAGGGCUGCCCAGCGAUGUGCUCUUCACCAGCGCCUGCGCCUUCCCUGCCAGCACGCUGCCCGCCCGCCGCCAGCACCAGCACUCCCUCCCACCCGGCGGCGUCCCUAGUGGCCACAGUGCCAUCCCUGCUGCUGGCAACGGCUUCCCGGAGAAGAAAGCUACCAUCUCGGCCUCAGAGCUGUCACUGGCUGACGGGCGGGACCGACCCUUGCGGCGCCUUGACCCAGGAAUGAUGCCACUGCCUGAUACGGCCGCUGGCCUCGAGUGGUCCAGCCUGGUCAAUGCGGCCAAGGCAUACGAAGUGCAAAGAGCCGUCUCACUCUUCUCUCUAAAUGACCCAGCCCUGAGCCCGGACAUCCAACCUGCACAUAGUCCAGUGCACAGUCACCUGAGUCUGGACAGGGGGCCCCAGACCCCCAGGACCACCCCUACCAUGAGCGAGGAGCCACCCCUGGAUCUGACAGGCAAGGUGUACCAGUUGGAGGUGAUGUUGAAGCAGCUGCACACAGAUCUCCAGAAGGAGAAGCAGGACAAGGUGGUGCUGCAGUCAGAGGUGGCCAGCCUGCGCCAGAACAACCAGCGCUUGCAGGAGGAGUCCCAGGCAGCCAGUGAGCAGCUGCGCAAGUUCGCGGAGAUCUUCUGCAGGGAGAAAAAGGACCUGUGAGCAAGAAGGAACACCCUGCCCGCCACCCUCCUCCGGGCCCCUGACGCCUUGCCUGCAGGAGCUACUGCCUCCUGUUCUCCUCUCACUCAUCCUUGGCGCCCAGCUGCUGCAGCUGUGACCAAGAUGAUCCAUCCAGGGCCCAGAGCUUCCACAGACCUCCCAAUGAACUUGGAAACCCCAGGCUGGCCACAGGCCCCAAGGGAGGCCUCCCCACGGCCGCAAGCCCAAGAGUGACAUAGUCUGGGCCUUCCUCGGAGCCACCCAUCUGAGGCCCUGAGGGCAGGACCAUGCCCACGCUGCCCCCAGUGGCCUACCCUGCCAUGCUCCUCAGCCUCCUCCUAGGACCCAGUCAAUGGAAAGCGGAAGCCGGUCUCCAGAACCCACACAUUGCUCACGGCCAGGCCUCUUGACCACGUACCACGAAGUGUGGGCUUGCAUGAAGAACACCGCAUAGAAGCAGCCCAGGGAGGUGAGGGCCUUGGGGGAGCUGGGCCAGUACUCUGCUCUGCAGCAUGCCAGCUCAGCUCCAAAGAGCAUGGACAGACUCCCUCUGCAGGCCUCUCCUUCUUCCCGCCAAGCAGCCAGGAGCACUUUCUUAGAAUUUAAAUUAUUUUCUUGAGGGCCCCACAAUGGAAAGGAAACCCCAGCAUCCAGAGGCAGCCUCUCUGAGCGAGAAGCUGUGUACAAAGCAGACACUUUAUAUGAUCCUUUUCUAUUAGCCCUUCUCCCACCGCCAGAGGCCACAGUGCCAGGGUCCCUGCCAGCCGGCUCUCUCGUCCUCCUCCCCACCACACCCAGCCCUGACUGGCAGCCACAGGGACUCCUGGAAGGCCUACUGACACCCUAACAACAGAGCCUUCAUCUGUCAUCGGAUUUUGUUUUCUUUGCAAGUGUCCCAGCCCAUCUCGAAGCCCCGCCCCCAUUGGCAGCCGUGCCAGACACCCUCACUGUGCUCCCCAGGGAGAACACCUCCCCCCAACUCCAGACAGGCAGUAAGGGGCAACGCACCAGGCCCCGGAGCCGUGCGCAUGACGCCGUUCACCUAGAACUGAGGGUCGCUUUCUCUCCUCCUUGAAGAGCAAACAAGAAGAUAUAUAUAUAUAUAUUUAUUUUUUCAUGUAGAGUUGCGCCAGAACAAGUCUAUAUGGCCACAAUCUGUGUAUUUCCCAAACCUCAAGCUGAGGCUCACGGUGUGUCCCCCAUGGGCUGGGGUCCAUGGCAGGAUUCCAGGAGGACAGUCCGAGUUGGUGGACAGGUGGCUUCCCUUUGGGGAAGGCACCAGGUGGAGUGGAGCCGGCAGCUCGGGGUUGGUUCACAGCAACAUGUCAGCGCUCCAGCCCCCCUGGCCAGACCACACUGCCUGCCUUCUCUCCAGGGCCAGGCACCUCAGGGAGGGGGCCCUGGGGGCCGCACCAGACCAGACACAGGCCCUCGGGGAGGUGCCCAGCCAGAGGGCUGGGGGGCCAGAGAAGAGGGCACUCAGUGUCUCCCUGUGGCCUGCCUGUGGCCUCCCAGCACCCUCAGUUUUGCGAAGGGAACCUCAGCACCAUGGUCUCCCCUGCCCCGCAGCCAUGGCGAGAGAUGGGCACUGCCCAGGCCACGCCUGUCCAGCAGCCGCCCUCACCCCUGGCCAACUACUGUGAUGUCUCUUCCUCUGCCCGCUCCCACUCAGGGCUCCCGCCCCGCCCUCCUGGGACUCUAACCUGGAGCCUUUCAUAAGUUGUCUCCUCACAUCUUCAGAGCAUUCUAAUCAUUUGGGGACCUAAUCAUGUACAUUGAGAAGUGUAAAUUAUGAUUUCUGGUUUUGUUUUAUUUUUAAAGAAAAUGUGCAAAACCAAUCUAUUUAACUUGAGGUUGUUUUAUCUGAUGGCUGAAGAUAGCAGCAGAUUUUUUUCAUAUGUUGAUUGAUUUUAUUUGGAUUUUUUUUUUAUUCUUUGUCUUCUCCCCCUACCCCACACCACCCCACCCCUCAAUCCUGUCUUGAG
Ochotona curzoniae (black-lipped pika) is the source of this 7784-nucleotide messenger RNA. RefSeq names its product signal-induced proliferation-associated 1-like protein 3. Gene Ontology annotation, molecular function: GTPase activator activity; protein binding. The transcript is spliced from 22 exons. Lineage: Eukaryota; Metazoa; Chordata; Mammalia; Lagomorpha; Ochotonidae. The coding region runs from base 460 to 5799 and encodes 1779 amino acids. Gene Ontology annotation, cellular component: cytoplasm; Golgi apparatus; plasma membrane. Gene Ontology annotation, biological process: epithelial cell morphogenesis; regulation of small GTPase mediated signal transduction; activation of GTPase activity. The record is from RefSeq and is a predicted model, not a curated record.